Messenger RNA from Betta splendens (Siamese fighting fish), 16211 nucleotides. It is a transcript of the gene birc6, whose product is annotated as baculoviral IAP repeat containing 6. The record is from RefSeq and is a predicted model, not a curated record. Gene Ontology annotation, molecular function: ubiquitin conjugating enzyme activity; cysteine-type endopeptidase inhibitor activity. Gene Ontology annotation, biological process: regulation of cytokinesis; negative regulation of apoptotic process; apoptotic process. Gene Ontology annotation, cellular component: nucleus. The coding region runs from base 241 to 15204 and encodes 4987 amino acids. The transcript is spliced from 73 exons. NCBI's taxonomy places the organism in Eukaryota, Metazoa, Chordata, Actinopteri, Anabantiformes, Osphronemidae.
GGCAAAAGUUACGCCAACUUCGUUUACCUAUCAUGUAACUGACAGCAAGCCUAGCCUUGAGUUCUCAGUGCGGAUGGUGAAUAGCCUCAGUUACGGUAACGGGCGAAGAGGAAGCCGCUGAAGGAUUGGUAUUGGCAGGAGAGUGAUAAGUUAGUUAGGGGUUAAACGCGUGGAUUUAGUGGUAUUGCGUGGAUCACUGGAUUCUUAGAAACCAUAGAAAGGAAGGGAACAUAAGGAAAGAUGGCGGCCGCGGCCUCGCCGGGCUCCGGCUCGUCCACCUGCUCAGACUGGAUUGUACUGAGAGACGGCUGCCUGCGUUGCGACGAGGAGGGCCUGCGAAGCCUUUCGUACCACCCGGCCCUUAACGCUAUCUUGGCCGUUACUAGUCGCGGCAGUAUCAAAGUGAUUGACGGCACUUCAGGAGCGAUUCUGCAGGCUUCGGCUUUGCACGCGAAACCGUGCGGGCGUGUGAGGUGUCAGUACUUCCCUGCAGUGGACAAGGUGCUUUUUGUGGAUGACUAUGCAGUAGGAUGCAGAAAAGAUCUAAAUGGUAUCCUGCUCCUAGACACAGCUCUCCAGCCUCCUGUGGCUAAACCUGAGGAUAUGGUUCAGCUGGAGCUGCCAGUCACAGAAGCCCAGCAGAUGUUGUCAGCCUGUCAGGAAAAGAUAGACGUAUCCAACAUAGAGGGCUAUGAACAGUUUAUCAGCCAGCUCAAAGAAGGCCUGAAGAGUACCUCACAUGAGACGGCAGCCAAUCACAAAGUGGCGAAGUGGGCGACAGUGACCUUCCAUCUUCCCUAUCAUGUGCUGAAGCUGGUGGCCAGUGCCAUUGUUAAUGAGCUGAAGAAGAUCAACCAGAACAUAGCUGCCUUGUCUGUGGCCUCGUCCAUCAUGGAUAGGCUCUCCUACCUCUUGGCAAGUGCUAGACCCGAGCUUGGGGUAGGCCCUGGACGUUCAGUGGAUCGAUCUUUAAUGUACAGUGAAGCCAACAGGAGAGAGACAUUUACAUCAUGGCCUCAUGCUGGGUACAGGUGGGCUCAACCUGAUCCAAUGGCUCAAGCAGGAUUUUACCACCAGCCUGCCUCAACAGGCGAUGACAGAGCGAUGUGUUUCACCUGCAGUGUAUGUUUGGUAUGUUGGGAACCUACAGAUGAGCCGUGGUCUGAACACGAGCGUCAUUCUCCUAAUUGCCCAUUUGUGAAGGGUGAGCACACACAAAAUGUCCCAUUGUCAGUGACACUGGCUACUAGUCCUGCCCAGUUUCCCAACAGCCCUGACAGUUCAGACAAGAUUGCCUGCUUUGGUUUUGGUAGCUGCCCCCAAUUCCUGGCGGCUGCCACCAAGAGGGGCAAAGUAUGCAUCUGGGAUGUUUCUAAAAUAAUGAAGGUGCAUUUGAAGUUUGACAUAAACCCGUAUGACCCGGCUAUCUUGAGGCAGCUGAUUCUGACUGGUGGUGAGCAGAGCCAGCAAAUGCUCACAGAAUCUCGAAGACCAACUUUGACCUGGCUAGAAGAGUCAUCAUCAUGCUCUGACAUACCCAAGCUAGAGGGAGAUAGUGAUGACCAGUUGGAGGAUUCAGACAGUGAGCAUUCCCGAUCAGAGUCAGUAACAGGUCAGCCAUCUCAGUGGGAGGGCAUGGACAUUAGCCUCGGGCUUACAGCUCUGAGUGUGCUCCAACAGCCAGAGAAGCUUCAGUGGGAGGUGGUGGCCAGUGUGCUGGAGGACACAGUCAAAGACCUGGAGGAGCUGGGAGCUAAUCCAUCACUAAAUCAAGCAAAGGCUCACAGUCAGGCUAAAGCAAAGGACAAAGUCCUGGACCACCACAACAUUCCCUUUCCCUGCCUGCUUGCAGGAGGCCUGCUCAGCUACCGCUCAGCAUCCAGCACCCCAGUAGCUGGACCCCUAUCCACAUCACCAGCUGCCACAUGCAGGGCCACAGAUGGUCCUCUUAGGACUCAUUGCCCAGAGCUGUUCCAUCCUGGGUCUGUACAGGACUAUGGUCUCAUGGAGAUGGAGACCUGCAACGCCACAACAGCAGGCCAGGAUCAGACCUUCUCUGGUUUAACACAUUCUCAGCCUCCAAGCCUAUCUUCCUUGCAGGGUGUACGCAGGACUUUACCUGUGCUGCUGCUUUACAGUAUCAAAGAAGUGGAUGACAAGUCUUCAGGACAAGUGUUUGCUCAAAUGAACAACCUGAUGAGCAAGAAUCUUCACGAGGAAGGUUUUACUGUGCCACAGAUCAUAGAAAUGGAAUUUGACACCCAUGAGCAGCUGCUUCUUCAGGAUCCACCAAUAACCUACAUUCAGCAGUUUGCUGAUGCAGCAACUAAUUUUGCAGGGCUGGAUAGUCAUAUGGACAAAUGGAGCACUCUGUCAGCAGGAACUAUAUCUACUCCGUCCCGGCCUGGAUCACUGGUGCAGUGUUUGAGGUUGCCCAAACAGUUGGAAGAUGAAAACCUUUAUGUGGACUCCAUUACACCUUGCUGGGAUGGUGUGCACCUUCUAGUUGUAUUGCAGCCAUGUGUAAAUGAAUCUCUUACGGCUACAAACAAAGUGGAGGCUCUCAACAAUAUCAAUCGUCUGCAUUCUGUUUUCUGUAGCCAGCAUAAAGCAGACCCCUUAUACCCUGUGGCAAAUGGAGUAGAGGGCCAUUCAGGGGUAUCAGCAGCUCAGACCCCCCUUAUCCUUCCCCCAGGAGACCAGGACAAGCAGAGGUCAAGUGCUGGUAGAGGAGGGGGUUAUCUUGCACUUUACAAGCUCAACUAUUCUACCCGUAUUGUCACUUUGGAUGAGGAGCCUGUAAAGAUGCAACAGAUCUGGGACCCUUGUGACGCCAUCACCUCUCUCAUAUUACUUCCUUCAGAUGUGCUAGAUAGCAGGGAGGAUGACAGCGAAGAGACUCCUGAGGAGGCUCUCUUAUCGGGUUCAAAAAGUGGGUCUGGAAUCCAGACAGUCCUUGAAGGAACUACAGGCUCUGAUAUUGGGACUACAUCUGAAACAGCCACAGCCAGCAGCAAUGCUACUGUUGCCAACUCCGCCACUUCUGCCCCCAGCCACAAAGAGUCUAAACGAUCAGAAGUGGCAGGUUUGGGCCACCUAGUUGUGACCACACAAGCUGGGUACAUUAUGAUUUUAGACCUGUCCACACUAGACGUGCUAGCAAAGGUGGAGCCGCCUAGAAAGGAAGGGUCAGCAGAGGAAACGGACCCCUUUGUAUCAAUUACAUAUUGCUCUGGGACUGACCGUCUUUGUGCCUGCACCAAAGGUGGAGAACUUCAUUUCCUUCAAAUUGGAGGUGUUUGUGAUGAUACUGAUGAUGGAGACAUGUUUAUUGAUGGCCCCCUUUCUAAAGGGGCUGAAAUGCUGCUUGAGGGGGCGAAGCCCUCCUCCAAUCCUUCCAGCCCUGGGAUUACAGGAGUGGACCUCCUAGUGGAUCAGCCACUGACUACAGACAGUCUUAUGUCACUGGUAGAGCUGACGCGCUUUGAGACAUUGACCCCACGCUUCUCAGCCACAGUGCCACCUUGUUGGGUGGAGGUGCAGCAAGAGCAGCAGCAGCGUCGCCACCCGCAACACCUUCACCAACAACACCAUGGAGAUGCUGCCCAGCAUACCCGCACCUGGAAGCUUCAGUCUGAUAGCUCCAGUUGGGAUGAACAUGUGUUUGAGCUGGUGCUGCCCAAAGCCUGCAUGGUGGGCCAUGUGGACUUCAAGUUUGUCCUGAACGCCAACAUUGUCAGCAUUCCUCAGAUCCAAGUGACUUUAUUAAAGAAUAAAACACCUGGUUUGGGAAAGGCUUGUGAGACUGCUGUGGACAGACAAAUCUCCUUUCCUCUCUCCAAUGUUCUCCAUGCCAAUGGGGAGAGAAAUGGUCAGCCUCUACUGCAUGAUUUCACAGAGGACAUUCAGUUCAUGGACAUAGAAGAGGCUGCAGGCUCUAUUCUGUGUCCAUUCCUAGAGGACCACAAAGAGGACAUCCUGUGUGGUCCAGUUUGGCUGGCAAGUGGGUUGGACCUCUCUGGCCAUGCAGGCAUGCUCAGCCUCACUAGCCCUAAACUGGUUAAAGGCAUGGCAGGAGGAAAGUACCGCUCUUUCCUAGUUCACAUUAAAGCAAUUAGUGAAAAAGCCAUGGAUGAGAGCUCCCGGCCAGUGAUGAGAAUCUCCAGUGCCAAGCCCCAUGGAACCAAAGCGCACACACUGUCUACUUUGCUUCAGCGGGCUCAAGCCUCCAAGGAGAAGAUGUCUGCCGUCAAAAAUGAGACGCCCACACCCUCGAAGAAAGCAGAAAACCUUCGAGGCUGUGACCUGCUCCAAGAAGUUUCAAUUACAAUCAGGAGGUUUAAAAAGACCUCAGUACCCAAAGAAAGGGUCCAGCGCUGUGCCAUGUUACAAUUUCCAGAAUUCCAUGAGAAGAUGCUGGAUGCGUUGUGUCGGCAAACAGAGAGAAUAGCCUCUGAACAUGCACAAAGCCUUAUUCUGGAUGUCUUGUGCUGGCUAGCUGGGGUUUUCUCCAAUGGACCCUGCAGCUUAAAAGAAGGAAAGGAAGGACUGCUUAUAAAAACAAGGACAAGACUGAUGGAUAUUGUGAGGGUGUGUUUCUUUGAGGCCGGCAGGAGCAUAGCACACAAAUGUGCCCGUUUUCUUGCACUUUGCAUUGGCAAUGGAAAAGGAGAUCCAGCUCAACAGGGAUUUAGUGUCAGUCUUCUAAAAUCCUUGCUGGACAAUAUGCCUUAUUUGCCUGCAGCCGCAACUGGUGGCUCAGUUUUCUGGUACUUUGUUUUACUGAACUAUGUAAAGGAGGAGGACCUGGCAGGCUGCAGUGCUGCCUGCGCCUCUCUGCUCACUGCAAUAUCUCAACAGUUGCAGGACCGACUCACUCCACUGGAGGCCCUGCUCCAGAGCAGGUAUGGCCUUUACAGCUCUCCAUUUGACCCUGUGCUCUUUGAUCUGGAGGUUAGUGGAUCCUCCUGUAAGAAUGCCUUCAACAGCAGCAUUGGAGUUCAGUCAGAUGAGAUUGACCUCUCUGACAUUCUCUCUGGGAAUGGAAAAGUAAGCAGCUGUGCAGCAGCAGAGGGCAGUUUCACUGCAUUAACAGGUCUUCUGGAGGUGGAACCUUUGCAUUUUACUUGUAUCUCCACUAGUGAUGGAACACGGGUGGAACGAGAUGAUGCUAGCAUGUUCACUAUGAGCACAUUUGGUGUGACAACAGGAGUGGGCAACUUAUCAACAGGAACAGUUGGCGAAGCUUCUACAGCUCUGAGUUCUGCAGCUCAGGUGGCACUUCAGUCACUGUCCCAUGCCAUGGUGUCAGCAGAGCAGCAGCUGCAGGUCCUUCAGGAGAAACAACAGCAACUCCUGAAACUGCAACAGCAGAAGGCCAAGCUGGAAGCUAAACUGCAUCAGACCACCUCUGCAGCUGCCGCAGCUGCCUCUGGUGUUGGCCCCAUCCUCAACUCUAUGCCUCCUAGCACCUCCUCUACACCAGGCUUCUUUAUUCAUCCAUCUGACGUAAUUCCCCCAACUCCUAAAACCACGCCCCUCUUCAUGACCCCUCCCCUCACACCACCCAAUGAGGCAGUAUCUGCUGCUUUCAGUGCUGAGCUGGCUCACCUUUUUCCCGGCUCCAUGAUAGACCCUGGUCCUGUAAACGUGGCUGCGCAUAAAAACGCACAGAAAUCUAAGCCGAGUGCCAUGGGCAGUGGUUUGGCAUUGGCCAUUUCCCAGGCAUCUCACUUUUUGCAACCUCCUCCACAUCAAUCCAUUGUUAUAGAGCGGAUGCACUCUGGAGCUCGUCGCUUUGUCACUUUGGACUUUGGCCGCCCGGUGUUACUGACUGAUGCUCUGAUCCCAACCUGUGGCGACUUAGCUUCUCUGUCAAUAGACAUUUGGACACUGGGGGAAGAGAUUGACGGACGCAGACUCGUGGUGGCCACUGACAUCAGCACCCACUCCCUCAUUUUGCAUGACCUGCUACCACCACCUGUAUGCCGGUUCAUGAAGAUCACCGUGAUUGGGCGUUAUGGUAGUACCAAUGCUCGAGCAAAGAUCCCACUGGGCUUUUACUAUGGCCACACGUAUAUCCUGCCUUGGGAAAGUGAACUGAAGUUGAUGCAUGAUCCUCUCCGCGGAGAGGGGGAGGCAGCCACUCAGCCAGACUUAGACCAGCACUUGACUACAAUGGCGGCAUUGCAAGAGGACAUCCAAUGCAGAUACAAUCUAGCUUGUCAUCGACUGGCGACCCUUCUGCAGAACAUUGAUCUGCCGCCACUCAACAGUGCUAACAAUGCCCAGUACUUUUUGCGAAAACCAGACAAGGUAGUGGAAGAGGACCAGCGUGUAUUUUCAGCCUACCAAGACUGCAUUCAGCUACAGCUGCAACUCAACCUGGCUCACCAUGCUGUCCAGCGGUUACGUGUGUCACUGGGCGCCAGCCGUAAAUUGCUUCCCACACCCAGGACUCCAGAAGGUCAGGAACUGGUUCACAACUCUUCCACAGAGCAGCUGAGGACGAUCAUUCGCUACAUACUUGACACACUGCUCAGUCUGCUACAUUCCAGUAAUGGCCCCUCUGUGCCCUCAGUGCUUCAGAGUACCUUCCAUGCCCAGGCCUGUGAGGAACUUUUCAAACAUCUUUGCAUCAGUGGGACACCUAAGAUUCGUCUUCAUGCUGGCCUGUUAUUGGUGCAGCUUUGUGGAAAUGAGCGCUGGUGGGGCCAGUUUCUCUCAAACGUGCUGCAGGAGCUCUACAAUUCUGAGCAACUGCUCAUAUUUCCCCAGGAUAGGGUGUUUAUGCUCCUGUCCUGCAUUGGCCAAAGGUCUUUAAGUAACAGUGGUGUGUUGGAGGGCCUUCUGAAUCUCUUGGAUAACUUGCUUUCUCCGCUGCAGCAGCCACAAGCUGCUUCCCACCACAGAAAUGAAGGUGUCCUAGAUAUUCCUAUGAUCAGCUGGGUAGUAAUGCUGGUUUCACGACUGUUGGACUAUGUAGCCACUAUAGAGGACGAGGGCUCAGGGGGGAAGAAGCACCUUGGUGGAAAGGAGCGGGACAGAACCUUUACUGGUAUUCAGUGGAGCUUCAUCAACAACAGCCUUCAGUCUCAAAACUCUAGCAGGUCUGCUAAAAGCAGCAGCAGCAGCAGUCUAGACCGAUUAUAUUCACGCAAGAUUCGCAAGCAGCUUGUUCACCACAAGCAGCAGUUAAAUCUAUUGAAAGCAAAACAGAAAGCUUUGAUGGAGCAAAUCGAGAAGGAAAAGAUCCAGAGCAACAAAGGAUCUUCCUACAAACUUCUUGUGGAACAGGCCAAACUCAAACAAGCUACAUCUAAGCACUUUAAAGACCUUAUUCGUCUACGACGGACAGCUGAAUGGCCACGCUCCACAAUGGACACUGAAUCCACAACAACCAAAGAAACCCCAGAGUUAGAACCUCUUCCUUUCACUCUGUCACACGAGCGCUGUAUCGCUGUGGUGCAGAAGCUUGCCCUUUUUCUCCUCUCCAUGGACUUCACCUGUCAUGCUGACCUGUUGCUGUUUGUCUGCAAGGUUCUUGCUAGGAUAGCAAAUGCUACAAGACCCACAAUUCACCUGUGUGAGGUAGUGUCUGAGCAGCAGCUGGAGCGCCUUCUUCUCUUGCUUGUGGGGACAGACUUCAACAGGGGAGACAUCUCCUGGGGAGGUGCCUGGGCACAAUAUUCUCUCACGUGUAUGCUACAGGACAUUCUGGCAGGUGAACUGCUGUCUCCAGGCUCUCUGGAUGUCAUUGAUGAGGUGGCGGGGGCUGAGGAUGCCAGGGCAUCCUCUUCCUCAGCAGGAGCAGAUUCAGAUGACUCCCUUCCCCCACCAGCACCUAUCCCGCUGGUAGAGAGCAUUGAUGAGGCUCUGGUCCCUGAUAUCAUCACAGGUGCGCCAUCUCUAUCAUCCUCUGAAAAAGAUAAAGACAUAGACUUUGACUUGCUACAAGACCUGAUGGAUGUUGAUAUUGAUCCUUUAGAUAUAGAUUUGGAAAAAGAUCCACUUGCUGCCAAAGUGUUUAAGCCUAUAAGCAGCACCUGGUAUGACUAUUGGGGCGCUGACUAUGGCACGUAUGGGUACCCCUAUAUUGGAGGGGUUGGCAUUCCUGUGUCCAAACCUCCAGUUGCUGCUGAAAAGCCUGGCACACAGGGUCUGUCAGUCUCUAUUUCCCAGGCUCUGGAUGCCAGACUAGAAGUGGGCCUUGAGCAACAGGCUGAACUCAUGCUCAAAAUAAUGGCAACUCUACAGGCUGACUCCAUUCUACAGGCCCUCACCUCAAACCCAUCCACAGUGAGUCAGGCAUCCAGUGGGACAGAUGACUCCCUGCUAAGGGCUCUCCAUGGAGGAGGGUCUCCUACAGGAAGUAGUCUGAUAAUCCAGCCCUCAUCCAUCCCCAUACUAAGUGCCUGCUUUAACAAGCUCUUCUCUAUGCUGCAGGUCCACCAUGUACAGCUGGAGUCUCUGCUUCAGCUGUGGUUGACACUGAGUCUAAACACUUGUCCUGGUAGCAGUGAAGAGAGUGGAACGGAUAUCUUUCUGUUCAACGCCAGCAGAGUGCCAACUAUUCCACUCAAUCAAGCAUCCAUCAACAGUUUCCUAACAGUGCUGGCUUGGUACCCCAACACAUCACUGAGGACAUGGUGUCUGGUGCUCCACUCUCUUACUCUCAUGACUAACAUGUCCGUCUGUGGUUCCAGCAACGGGAUGACUUCUCAUGCAAGCACAGCUCAGCAGAUAGUGUCAGAUUCCACCCUGGUUCAUGUCCUGGUGCGUUUCCUGUCUGGCAGCAGCACCAACGGAACAAGCCAGCAUACGUCACAGGUGGGACCGACUGCCACCCAGGCCAUGCAUGAACUUUUAAGCCGCCUGCAAGUGCAUCUGUCAUCCACCUGCCCACAGAUGUUUAGCGAGUUUCUGCUCAAACUCAUUCACAUCCUAUCUACUGAGAGGGGCCCAUUCCACUCAGGCCAGGGUCCUCUGGAUGCCCAGGUGAAGCUGCUGGAAUUUACUUUAGAGCAGAAUUUUGAGGUGGUGUCAGUGGCCACCAUCUCCUCCGUCAUUGAAUCCAUCACAUUUUUGGUUCACCACUACAUCACCUGCUCUGACAAUGUGGUUUCCCGCAGCGGCUCAGACAGCUCUGUGGGUGCCCGGGCAUGUUUUGGUGGUUUGUUUGCCAACAUCAUCCGUCCAGGAGAUGCAAAGGCAGUUUGUGGAGAAACAACUCGCGACCAGCUGAUGUUUGACCUCUUAAAGCUGGUGAACGUGUUGGCUCAGCUGCCUUUGUCUAGGGACAGAGAGUUCAGUGGCCGGCUGCCACUGACAACCAGUGGUGCAGCUGAUAGCAGUGUGUCGGAUGAGGAGAAGGCCUGUGGCAGCAAAGAAGGUGUGACUGGUGGACCUGGCUUCACUCAGGGUCAUCUUGCAGGCGUGGCUGACCUGGUACUAGCCAACCAGCAGAUAAUGAGCCAGAUCUUGUCAGCACUGGGCCAGUGCAACAGUAGUGCCAUGGCUAUGAUCAUAGGUGCAAGCGGUCUCCAUCUGACAAAACACGAAAACUUCCACGGAGGGCUGGAUGCCAUCUCAGUGGGUGAUGGCCUGUUCACUAUUCUCACCACUCUCAGCAAAAGGGCAACCUCCGUCCAGGUUAUGUUACAGCCCAUUCUCACAUAUAUGGCCUGUGGUUACAUGGGUAGACAGGGGUCUCUUUCCACAUGUCAGCUCUCGGAGCCUCUUCUGUGGUUUAUUCUUCGUGUAUUGGACACCAGUGAGGCUCUCAAGUCUUUCCAUGAUAUGGGUGGUGUACAAUUGAUCUGUAACAACAUGGUAACGAGCACCCGGGCCAUAGUAAACACAGCACGCAGCAUGGUGUCCACAAUCAUGAAGUUCUUGGAUUCAGGGCCUGGAAAAGCUGCUGACGGUAACCUCAAGGCCAGAGUGAUGACCUCAGAGCCAGACAAUGCAGAAGGACUCCACAACUUUGCCCCUCUAGGCACCAUUACCUCCAGCAGCCCUACAGCACAGCCUGCGGAGGUGCUCCUUCAGGCCACGCCACCACACCGUCGGGCUCGCUCAGCAGCCUGGUCCUAUGUCUUUCUUCCAGAGGAGGCCUGGUGUGACCUCACUAUCCACCUACCUGCUGCUGUGCUACUGAAGGAGCUCCACGUCCAGCCACACCUUGCUUCUCUGGCCACUUGCCCAUCCUCGGUGUCAGUUGAGAUCAGUGCCGAUGGGGUGAACAUGUUACCACUUUCCACACCAGUUAUCACCAGUGGCCUAACAUACAUAAAGAUUCAGCUAGUGAAGGCAGAGGUUGCUUCAGCUGUUUGCCUGAGGCUGCACCGGCCUCGUGAUGCCAACACCUUGGGUCUGUCUCAGAUCAAGCUCUUGGGCUUGACGGCAUUUGGUAACACCUCCUCUGCAACAGUAAACAAUCCCUUCUUACCGUCUGAGGACCAGGUUUCUAAAACCAGCAUUGGUUGGCUCCGUCUCCUUCACCAUUGCCUCUCUCACGUCAGUGAACUGGAGUCCAUGAUGGCCAGUGCUGCAGCACCCACUGCCAACCUGCUUCAGACUUGUGCAGCACUGCUUAUGUCACCUUAUUGUGGCAUGCACUCACCCAACAUCGAAGCUGUGUUAGUCAAGAUUGGCCUGCAGUCAACUCACAUCGGACUCAAGCUUAUUGACAUUCUGCUAAGGAACUGUGCUGCCUCUGGCACCGACCCAGCUAAUCUGAACAGUCCUCUGCUGUUUGGACGAUUAAAUGGCCUUUCUUCAGACUCUACCAUUGAUAUUUUGUACCAGAUGGGCACCACACAAGACUCUGGAACUAGAGACAGGAUCCAGGCUCUCCUUCAGUGGGUCCAUGAUUCUUCACGGGUGGCAGCCCAUAGGAUAAGCAGCCCCAUGGAAUACACUGGGGCUGGUGCCGACUACUGUUCUGCUUCAUCAAGAGAGUAUGGUCUCCUUAUGCCUUCACCCUCCCACCUCCACUGUGUGGCAGCCAUCUUGUGGCACAGCUAUGACCUGCCUGUGGACUACGACCUUCCUUCUUUGCUCAACAGAAACCUUUUUGAAAUGAUAUAUAACUGGUCUAUGUCACUGCCGUGCAACAUUGUGUUGAAGAAGGCUGUGGACAGCCUGCUGUGUUCCAUGUGUCACAUCCACCCCAGCUACUUCUCUCUACUCAUGUCUUGGAUGGGGAUUGUCCCAGAGCUCAAUACCAGCCACACUCAUGCCCAGCACCACCGCCUUGCAAUAACUGAUGAUAGCAAAAAGCAACACGACGCCAACACAAAUGCUACAGGACUUACAGAUGAUUCAAAGCAUGUGAGACCCCCCAUUAAUCUAUCUGAGGCACAGUUAACCACACUGGCAGCUGCUUCACAGUCUCCAGGAGCCAUAGAGCAGCUAUUGGAUUCAGGCCUACCCUCAAUGCUGGUUCGAAGUUUGGUGCAGUUCUGCAUUGGCCAUCUGGCCAGUGCUGACCUUCCUCUGCCUGCUGGUCAGGCUGACAAGCGGUACUAUCAUCACCACUAUCACUCGCCUCAGUGUUGGCCAACCCUGUCUGCAGAGCUAGCUGCUCCUGUGCUACACUUCCUAACAGAAGUAGGCAACAGUAAUGCUAUGAAAGACUGGCUAGGAGGACCAGAGGUCAACUCAUUGUGGACGGCGCUGCUCUUCCUUCUCUGCCAUGCCAGUGCUAAUGCUGGUAACAACAAAGACUGUCAACCUCUUAGCUCUGGAACAUCUGCAGGUACCUCUCCAUUUUGCACUCUACCAUCAGGCUCACGCUUUUCUCUAGCAUCUUCUGAGCAAGAAGAAGGGCUUACCACCCAGCAGAGGACAGCUCUGGAAAAUGCCACUGUAGCAUUUUUUCUUCAAUGCAUCUCCUGUCACCCCAACAACCAGCGACUGAUGGCACAGGUCCUUUGUGAGCUUUUUCAGUCUGCACCCCAGCAAAACAAUGUGCCAGUUUCUGGGAACAUCUCAGGCUUCAUACGGAGGCUUUUUCUGCAGCUCAUGCUGGAGGAUGAGAAGGUCACAGUCUUCCUACAAUCUCCCUGUCCGUUAUACAAAGGCCGCAUUAAUGCCACCAGCCACAUGAUCCAACAUUCCAUGUAUGGAGCAGGCCACAAGUACCGAACCCUCCAUCUUCCUGUCUCCACCACACUGGCUGACGUCCUCGAUCGUGUGUCUGACACACCCAGCAUUACAGCAAAGCUGAUCAAUGAGCAGAAGGAGGACAAGGACAAGAAUAAUCACGAGGAGAAGGAGAAGAUGAAAGCUGACAGCAGCUUUCAGGACAACUACAGCGUUGUUGUGGCCUCAGGUUUAAAAUCCCAGUCCAAGCGUGCUCUUUCAACUCCUCCUCGACCCCCAUCAAGAAGGGGUCGUGUGAUGAAUGAUAAGUUAACUGCGUCAUCUAGUAUGGAUCCCUCUACGAAAACCAUCAGCGUGCCUGUCUUCCACCUCUACCAUAAGCUGCUACCAGGUCAGCCCCUCCCACCUGAGUUGACACUUGCCCAGUUACUGGCGCUGCUGUACGACCGCAAACUGCCACAAGGCUACCAGUCCAUCAACCUGAUCGUGAAACUUGGCUCAAAGAUCAUCUCUGACCCUGGUCUGUCUAAAACUGACUCUUUUAAGAGGCUGCAUACAGAAAAAGUGGAUCACUGUGAAAUGCUGAAUAGUUGUCCUGAGGAUGACCCAAUGGUACCCAGUGAAGAAUGUCUAGAUGCCACCACCGAUGAAAUUCUGCUGGAGACUAAUCCCAUUCAGUCACCCCUGCAGGUCUUUGCAGGCAUGGGUGGAUUGGCCCUUAUUGCAGAGAGGCUCCCUAUGCUCUAUCCCGAUGUCAUUCAGCAGGUCAGUGCCCCAGUGGUGCCCUCGGCCACACAGGAGAAGCCUAAGGAUAGUGAUCAAUUUGAGUGGGUAACCAUUGAACAGUCGGGUGAAUUGGUUUAUGAGGCGCCGGAGUCUAUUGCUGCAGAACCACCCAUCAAUAAGCAGCCGUCCCAAUCAUCAACGUCAUCUUCAUCAUCGUCCUCAGUGCAAGCUAUGUCCCCUAUUCCUGCUCACUCACUAGCAGCUUUUGGGCUGUUCCUGCGCCUGCCAGGCUAUGCAGAAGUGCUGCUGAAAGAGAGGAAGCACGCCCAGUGUCUGCUGCGACUCGUUCUUGGUGUCACAGAUGAUGGAGAGGGCAGUCAUAUCCUGCAGUCUCCAUCAGCCAAUGUGUUACCCACGUUGCCAUUCCACGUCUUGCGUGCGUUAUUUAGCAGCACUCCUCUAACCACUGAUGAUGGCUUGCUUCUACGCCGCAUGGCUCUGGAGAUUGGUGCCAUCCACCUUAUCCUGGCUUGUCUGUCAGCUCUUAGCCACCAUGCUCCACGAAACCCAAAUGCCAGCACUAGUGUUUCAGAGCCACAGAUAUCUACUUGCCAUGGUGGGGGGACCAGUGAGGAGCAGCAGCUCUACUGGGCAAAAGGAACUGGUUUUGGUACAGGAUCUACAGCUUCAGGCUGGGACGUAGAGCAGGCCCUAACCAAACAACGACUAGAAGAGGAGCAUGUCACAUGUCUACUGCAGGUAUUGGCAAGCUACAUUAACCCAGCAGGGUUGAGUAGCUUCCAACAUGCUGAUGGUUGUUCAGCGGCCAGCAGAGCCCACAACACUUCAGCACUACCAACAGUGCUGCAGGAGCUCCUGAGUCAGUCCUGUCUCAUCCCUGCUAUGUCCUCCUACCUACGCAAUGACUCAGUUCUGGAUAUGGCACGCCAUGUGCCUUUGUAUCGGGCACUUUUGGAGCUGCUGAGGGCCAUUUCCACCUGUGCAGCCCUGGUUCCUCUGCUGCUACCUCUGUCUGGAGACCUAGGACAUGAAGACGAGGAGGAGGAAGAACAAUCUGAGGGACAAACCUCUGUUGGGAUGUUACUGGCCAAGAUGAAGACAUGCGUGGAUACAUACACCAAUCGUCUCAGGUCAAAGAAAGACAAGAGUAAAGGUGUGGUGAAAGCUGAUACCUCAGAUCCAGAGCCUGAAGGUUUGACUCUCCUGGUCCCAGACAUCCAGAGGACAGCUGAGAUAGUCUACACUGCUACUACUAGUCUACAACAGGCCAAUCAGGAGAGAAAACUGGUAGAGUCUUCAAGGAAGGUGGCAAGCCGACCAAAGCCCUUGUCCAUUCUACGAUCUCUAGAAGAAAAAUAUGUAGCUGCCAUGAAGAAGCUGCAGUUUGACACCUUUGAAAUGGUCUCGGAGGAUGAGGAUGGAAAGCUUAUGUUCAAGGUCAAUUACCACUACAUGUCUCAGGUGAAGAAUGCCAGCGAUACAAACAGUGCAGCCCGCUCCCGCCGCCUUGCCCAGGAGGCAGUCACUCUGUCCACCUCUCUGCCCCUGUCAUCCUCUUCCAGCGUCUUUGUGUGUUGUGAUGAGGAGAGACUGGACAUCAUGAAGGUUCUCAUCACAGGCCCUGCUGACACACCAUACGCUAAUGGCUGCUUCGAAUUUGAUGUAUAUUUUCCCCAAGACUAUCCUAACUCGCCUCCACUCGUCAAUCUUGAGACCACGGGUGGACACAGUGUGCGCUUUAACCCUAACCUGUACAAUGAUGGCAAAGUUUGUUUAAGUAUCCUCAACACAUGGCAUGGGAGACCAGAAGAGAAAUGGAAUCCACAGACCUCAAGCUUUUUACAGGUGCUAGUGUCAGUGCAGUCUCUUAUCCUGGUUGCUGAGCCUUACUUCAAUGAACCAGGAUAUGAACGCUCCCGUGGAACUCCCAGUGGCACCCAGAGCUCACGAGAAUAUGAUGGUAACAUCCGGCAGGCCACUGUCAAAUGGGCCAUGUUAGAACAGAUGCGUAACCCAUCACCGUGCUUCAAGGAGGUGAUCCACAAACACUUUUAUCUGAAGCGAGCAGAGAUUUUGUCUCAAUGUGAGGAAUGGAUAACUGACAUCCAACAGUACAGCAGCGAUAAGAGGGUUGGCCGCACCAUGUCCCAUCAUGCUGCUGCACUGAAGCGACACACAGCUCAGCUUAGAGAAGAACUUCUGAAGCUUCCUUGCCCUGAUGGUCUAGAACCCAAUGGUGAUGAGUUCUCAGAACAGAGUGCUGUUCUCAUCCUUAAAGAGCUCCCGAGCCAGGACACUGCGAAGCCUGGCAAUAGCCAAGACAGCCAUUGCAGCGAUAGCCAGCUAUGAGACCCCGACCCUUUUUAUCACCUUCUCCGAAGCAUCUCCCACAUGCUUACUCUCUUCUCCUUACAAUUAUUAUUUUUCCAAAAGACUUGAUGACUUAUGGCCCUAGCCCCAACUUUGUCAACAUUUGUUUGGAAAGAGCAAUCAACAGAAUAGCAGUGAAUGGUGACGUUGGGGAACGGAACACCAUCAGAUGAAGUGUGAACUAUACUACACCCUUUCUGAAAACAGUUGACAAAAACCUUUUAUUUACCUAUCUAAGAGUGUAAACAUUUUGUGCUUUUUUCCAAUUGUGAAAUAACCAGUGAUUGGUAUGUUAUUAAAAUUGUUUAUGUAUACAUAAUGGAAGAGAAAAAUGAUAUAUAAGGGAAACUACCUUUAGAGAAGAAUGUUUACUGAAUGUUAAUUUUAUGUUUUUCUUUUUGACUAUUAGAGCGAGAACAGUUGUAAGUAAAGGAUGUUCUGGUCAUUCCUUAAGUAUCCUAUUUUAAAAAGAAAUGCACACCUAACAGAAUGGCGGAUGAAUGCCCCUCUAGUCAUCUGUUGCUUCGUCUGAUUUCUCUUAUAUCAACAUGAAUAAAUGCUGAGAUGGACAUUCUUAAUGCUAUGUUUUCUCUUUUCUAGGCUCUAUUAAAAAGAACUAUGCUCUGGGUGAAUAUUUCUCGCCUCUAAAAACGUCAUGACCAUUUUCCAUAGACAUGAUUGUAGAUCAAUAUGACAGAGCCACGUGGGAAAUGUAUUUUGUAGUUUGGUGUAUGUGUUUUCUUUGAGAUGCAAAGCUGUGAUGUGCCUUUGAUCUACAUCAUAACACCAAAUACUCCAACCCAUACUGAUUUCAUAAUUUCUACAAAAUGAUUAAUUCUGCUCCAUAAUACAUAAGAACUGAAAGAACUGCUUUCAUCAUUUUUAUGUUGAACUCCAGUGAACAAAACAUGCACUUUGUUUUCCUCACUUCUUCGAAAACAGCCACACACUCCUUUGCUAGGACAUUAAAUUGAGCUUGAAGUAUG